Molecule: messenger RNA, 285 nt
Organism: Caenorhabditis briggsae
Lineage: Eukaryota; Metazoa; Nematoda; Chromadorea; Rhabditida; Rhabditidae
Exons: 1
Coding region: 1-285 (94 amino acids)
Source: RefSeq, a predicted model, not a curated record
AUGAGAGAAGAAUGCACCAAACUUUCCGUGGAGCUCGACAAACUUGUAGAAAAUCAAAUUGUAAGUGAAACGUGUGUUGAUCAAUUGAUAGUAAUUUAUAUAAAGAAUCUCCGUAAUGAAAUCAUUCACUAUCGAAAAUUGAUGGAGAAUGCGGAGCAUUUGCGUACAACAACUACAAGCCAUGUCGUGAUUGAAACUCCAGCAUCUGGUCUUCGAACAACUUCUUAUCAUGCCUACGGCUCAGCUUAUGCCGAUGCCAACACUGAAAUGCAUAUUGCGCCUUGA